Messenger RNA from Colletotrichum navitas, 1731 nucleotides. RefSeq names its product fungal-specific transcription factor domain-containing protein. The coding region runs from base 91 to 1680 and encodes 529 amino acids. Gene Ontology annotation, cellular component: nucleus. NCBI's taxonomy places the organism in Eukaryota, Fungi, Ascomycota, Sordariomycetes, Glomerellales, Glomerellaceae. Gene Ontology annotation, biological process: positive regulation of transcription by RNA polymerase II. The transcript is spliced from 3 exons. Gene Ontology annotation, molecular function: transcription cis-regulatory region binding; zinc ion binding; DNA-binding transcription factor activity, RNA polymerase II-specific. The record is from RefSeq and is a predicted model, not a curated record.
GAGGAAUUCCGUUAUCUCUUCCUGCAGUCCACUCAUUGUGCGUGGGCCGCCUCCAGGUCCCUCUUUUCCCUCUUGACAUCAAGAACCCCCAUGUGUCGCCUAUGCCAUCGGUUACGCCCAACACGCCAGAAACCGUCCUUUGGGGUUAUGUGUACAUAUUCUAUGGAGGGCCAAGCCGAAAACGCCGUGGCAUCAACCACACAGUCGGAAACCCGACGUCGAAAGGGCUCAAAGCACGAUAAAACGGGGUGUCUGACUUGCCGAUAUCGACGGAAGAAAUGUGUCGAAAACACCUUUCCAACAUGCGGUUCUUGUGCUCGUCUGAACUUGAAGUGUGUUCGGUCGUCAGCUCGCGAUGUUGUGCCACCAAGCUGGGUUGACCAGAAGCAAUCCUUCAAGCAAAUAGAACCAACGCCGAGGACUUCCAAUGUGCCCGAAUCAUCGUCUUCUUUCCCACUGUGCUCAACAAUGCCCACUGGAGACCAUCUCGAGCCCCAUCAAAAGCGUCAGGUCAUGCGAUAUUAUAUCACAGUCUUGUGCCACUACCUGACAGCCAGUGAACAGUUCAACUCGUUCCUAUCGGCCUUUCUUCCCAUGGCCAUGGAAUCAAAUGUUCUAUAUGACGCACUGGUAGCAUUCGCUUCGGGACAUUUGUCUCUUUCCAAUGAAUCUUACAAAUUAACUGCCCUUAAGGCUCACUCAACGGCCAUCAGCAAUUUCACAACAGCCUUGAGCGCGCCCCAGCAGCAUGUCACAUGGUAUGAGACACAAGCGGCAACAUGUCUUGCCUUUGUUGUAGGAGAAGUCAGCAGAGGCGACAAUCAUGGAUGGUCUGCUCAUCUCCAUGGAGCGAAAUUACUCAUUGAAUCGGCUGUCGUCAAUACAAGCAAGGGGAGGGUGCUGCGUGGUCCAGAUGUCUUCAAGAACAGUUCCGAAGGGCAGUGGAUUCUUCGAAACUUUGCAUAUCAUGACAUUAUCGGCAGCGUCACUCUAAGGAGACGACCUUUGCUUGACUGCGGCUAUUUGGAUGGCAUCACAGAUGUUGUUGAUACAUACCUAGGCGUUGCCACAGAUCUACUCCGUCACGUCGCAACUCUUAGCAUUCUUGACGAAGAAACAAAGCUUGGACCCGAAUUUGCAGCUGAGGAUAUAUCAAAAAGAAAAGCACUCUUCUACGUCACAUGCUCAAAAGUCGAGCAAGACUUGCAGCAUUGGCAAUGCCGGCAUGAUGCCGCUCCAGAACUUGCUGCUAUGGCAUACGCUUUCAGGGGCGCAGUUUUAAUAAUCUUGUACCGACUCAUUCGGGAUCGACUCACCUCUGAGGGCGAUGGCAAAGGUGGAAGAUUCACUGCUCCGGGAUGGAACACACUACCGGCGAAGAUACGUACUCAAGUAUCGAAUAUCUUGAGGCAUGUCUCAGAUAUAUCCAUUGGCUCUCAUACCGAAUCGGCUAUACUGUUUCCACUUUUUCUGGCUGGUAGCGAGGCUACAGAGGACGGACAUAUGGAUGCAGUCCGCGUCCGCUUGCAGAUGACGUUGCAAAAGCGGCAAUUUCAGAACAUUGCACGGGCUUUGACUAUCUUGGAAGAUUUGUGGCAAAGAAGGCAGGUUGCGGGUACAGGUCAGGUUGACUGGACAGACAUUCUGGACGAGACCGGAGAACACCUUUUGUUAACGUAAUUACUGCACCGUCAAGUUUGCUCUUGCUUAGCACUCAGUAAAAAUCACGUC